This is a messenger RNA of Triticum turgidum subsp. durum (durum wheat), 1608 nucleotides long. NCBI's taxonomy places the organism in Eukaryota, Viridiplantae, Streptophyta, Magnoliopsida, Poales, Poaceae. The record is from the annotation of a GenBank genome assembly.
AUGGCGGCGGCGGCGACAAUGACGUGGCACGAGGAGCUGGCCACGCUCGUCGGCGACACGGGCGUGCGCCUCCCUGCCGCGGCCGGGGGCGCGGCGCCGGCGCCCAAUUCGGCGGCGGCGGUCGGGGGCGGCUGGUACGGGGAGGAGGAGGAGGGGAAGGUGGAGGAGGGGUGGGCGCAGCAGGCCAGGGGGUUCGCCGAGUCCACGGCGGAGAUGCUGCGGGAGCUGGGGCUCGGCGUGUGGGACGUCGCCGCGCAGAGCCUCGCCGGCGCCGAGGACAGCGAGCUCGCGCGGCGGCUGCGGCGGCCGGCGGCGGCCGCGGGCAAGCGCCUCAGCUUCAUGAACGAGUACCUCCCCGAGGACCGCGACCCCGUCAGGUGCUGGGUCGUCGUUGCCGCCGUCGCAUUCGUCGCGCUCCUCGUAUUAGGUGUAGGGGGUGGGGAUGAUACCCCAGUGGAGCAACCGAAGAAACUUUACAUAAGCCCCCCAAAUGCUAAAAGAUUUCAACUUCCUGAUGGACGGCACCUGGCUUACGAAGAAAAAGGAAUUUCAGCUGACAGGGCAAGAUUUUCACUGGUUGCUCCCCAUUCUUUUCUUUCGUCAAGGCUAGCAGGAAUCCCUGGAAUCAGCUCAUCACUUCUAGAGGAAUUUGGGGCACGACUUGUGACCUAUGAUCUUCCUGGUUUUGGUGAAAGUGAUCCUCAUCCAGGCCGAAAUCUGAAUUCUUCUGCAUUAGACAUGCUUCACUUGGCCGAUGCCCUUGGGAUUGUGGACAAGUUCUGGGUUGUAGGCUAUUCUGGAGGUGGCAUGCAUGCUUGGAGUGCUCUGCGCUACAUUCCUGACCGGGUGGCAGGUGCAGCAAUGUUCGCCCCUAUGGCAAAUCCGUAUGACUCCAAAAUGACCAAGGAUGAGAAACGUAAAAUUUGGGACAGGUGGUCAACUAAACGGAAACUAAUGCACAUUUUAGCUCGGAGAUUUCCAUCACUAUUGCGCCUCUUCUAUCACAGAAGCUUCCUUUCUGGAAAGCAAGGACAGACUGAGAGUUGGUUAUCAUUGUCAAUGGGAAAGAAGGACAAAACCUUACUGGAAGCUCCUAUGUUCAACGCAUUCUGGGAAAAGGAUGUUGCAGAGUCUGUGCGCCAGGGAGAUGCGCAACCAUUUGUAGAGGAAGCUGUGCUGCAAGUAUCUGAUUGGGGAUUCAGUUUGUCAGACAUUCAAAUGCAGAAGAAAGAGGAUCAGGGAGUAUUUGAAUUUAUCAAGUCUCUGUUCAGUCAGGCUGAACGAGAGUGGGUGGGAUUUCUGGGCCCAAUCCACAUCUGGCAGGGAAUGGAUGACCGGGUGGUGCCCCCAUCGGCGACCGAGUUUGCCCGGAGGAUGGUUCCAGGAGCCACUGUCCACAAGCUUCUGGACGAAGGCCACUUCUCAUACUUCUGUUUCUGCGAUGAGUGCCACCGUCAGAUAUUCUCCACCCUGUUUGGCACCCCGCAGGGCCCUCUGAAUCCUGCACUGGAAUCCAGUGAAGUGGCCCCGGAACCGGUGGAAGAAACAAGCCCUGCAUAUGACGAAGAAGUUGCAGGGCAGGAGCAGGAAACAUCAGGCGUGGCCUGA